Messenger RNA from Tuber melanosporum (Perigord truffle), 3198 nucleotides. RefSeq lists its product as uncharacterized. Gene Ontology annotation, cellular component: glucosidase II complex. Gene Ontology annotation, biological process: N-glycan processing; carbohydrate metabolic process. The record is from RefSeq and is a predicted model, not a curated record. NCBI's taxonomy places the organism in Eukaryota, Fungi, Ascomycota, Pezizomycetes, Pezizales, Tuberaceae. Gene Ontology annotation, molecular function: carbohydrate binding; alpha-glucosidase activity. The transcript has 18 exons. Bases 1 to 3198 code for a protein of 1065 amino acids.
AUGGAUGAUCCUAUCAACUUCAUUACCGCAGAGGAAUACUAUCGGCGGGCCAAAGGUUGGACCGGGCCUACUCGGAUAGAUUCGCUUUCUCAAGAAACCCCAGCCACCGCUGCCCAGCCAGAGUACUGGCACGGGGUGACUCUCACUUUUAACGAUAAAACACUUUGUGUUGUUCAAUUUGUUCGCCCUACCCUUUUUAGGGUUCGGUAUGAUCCGGCUGUCGGAAACCGGGAAGAAUAUGAUGACGCAAAUAGCCGCACCAUAAUUGAGGACUACAUGUCCCAGCUUGUUCAUGAUCUGGAUGCCUUCGCGGGCAUCACUUGGGUCACCAAGCUUAAGGAGUCUGCAGAUCGGAAGUAUUGGAUUUUUUCGUCAACUGUCACGGAGGCUCUGGAAAGAGAGGGGAAAGAGCAAUAUUAUAAAACUGGGGAUGGGAUGAAGCUUUUCCUUCACAAAGACCCCUUUCGCAUCCAGGCGGUCCGAGUGUUGACGCCGUUGCCCGACCUUUACCCAAUUCCGGAAGCACCUUCAACAGCCUCGCGUGCGACCGAGAAGAUCGUUUGGCAAACCUCCCCAGAGACCUUCCGCUGGAGCAUUCACCCGGUGGUCUCUGUUGUCAAGCAGGUUGUUUUGGAUGUUAUCAAAGCUGGGCAUGGGGAGUUUAUUGGCUUUGGGGAGCAAGGAGGAACUAGUUUCAUGAAAACUCCAACCUUUAUGAAUUAUUUUAAUUUUGAUAACAUGCAAUACCAGCAGGUAUAUAGCAAGGGCCCUCUCGAUGCCCGUGAGCCUUUAUAUCACUCCGAUCCCUUCUAUAUGGACGUCAAUUCAAACCCAGAGCACGCCAACGUUACAGCCAGCUUUUUGGACAAUUAUUCCCACAUCGCUAUCGAUUUCGGCUUCACCAAUUCGGGCUUCAUCAAGCUUGGAACCAGGUUUAAUGGGAUGGAUAUCUACGUGGUCAGUGCGGACACUGUGCCGGAAAUUACUCGGCUAUAUACUAGCAUUAUAGGGAGACCGAAACUAAAACCGAAGUAUGUUUUGGGCCACCACCAAGCCUGUUAUGGGUAUCAGAAAGUGGAAGAUCUGUACGCUGUCCUUGACCAAUACCGCAGUGUCGGCAUCCCUUUGGACGGACUACAUAUCGAUGUUGACUUCCAGGACGGGUUCAGAACCUUCACAACCAAUCCGACGACUUUCCCCAACCCUAAAGGCAUGUUCACGAGGCUACGGGAAAACGGCAUAAAAUGCUCUACCAACAUUACCCCUGUCAUUAGUAUCCAUGACCGGGCAGGCGGCUAUUCGACUCUUAGAGAAGGGUUAGAAAAAGGUUAUUUUAUCAAAGACAAGAGGUACAUCGAUGGGACUAGCGGAAGAGCAGAAGACGUCUUGUACGUUUGCUACGGUGGAGGAUCUAGGUACACUGUGGACCCCAAGGACGUUAACAUAAGACCGGACUUUGGGGAUAAUUAUGAUUUCGUGGCAAACUGGAACGUCAAGGAUUAUCCAUACCACGGAGGUGUAAGCUAUGGAUAUGGCAAUGGCACAGCAGGAUAUUAUCCAGAUCUCAAUAGAAAAGAGGUCCGGGAAUGGUGGGGCAAGCAGUACCAUUACCUCUAUGACAUGGGCCUUGAGUUCGUAUGGCAAGACAUGACUACGCCUGCUAUCCAUUCGUCCUAUGGUGAUAUGAAGGGACUACCAUCCCGCCUGCUCAUGAGCUCGGAUGCUGUCUCGUCAGCCGAACCAACCGAGAAGACUGCGACCGAAAUUUGGGCUCUAUACUCCUAUAAUCUCCACAAAGCAACUGCCCACGGUCUAGCCACUUUGGAGGAAUCGCUUCCCUCCCGGAAGAACAAACGCAACUUCAUUCUUGGUCGCGGAAGCUUUGCAGGAAUGUACCGCUACGCGGGACUCUGGAGCGGAGAUAACGCUAGUACAUGGGAAUUCUGGAAGAUUACAGUUUCCCAGGUUCUUUCGGUUGGCCUAAAUGGUGUCAGUGUCUCCGGAGCUGAUAUGGGGGGGUUUGAGCCAUACACCAAUCCCAGCACCGGGCAAGAGGAAAAGUAUUGCAACCCAGAAUUGCUGAUUCGCUGGUAUGCUGGAUCCUUCUUGCUGCCCUGGUUCAGAAACCACUAUGUCAAGAAGACCAGAAAGUGGUUUCAGGAACCGUACGCAUACCCAAAACAUCUAGCGCAACACCCGGAGUUGGAACCCGAACAAGGGUGGCUAUAUCGCGCGGUGCAGGGCAUCUGCAAGUACUAUGUCGAGCUCCGAUACUCCCUCAUCCAAGUUCUCUAUGACGCCAUGUUUGACAACCAACUUAACGGUCUCCCCAUUGCAAGGUCCAUGCUUUUGACAGAUACCCAAGACACUUCAUUCUUCAAUGAGAGUCAGAGGUUUCUCGACGAUCAGUAUGUCGUUCGGAAGGACAUUCUUGUUGCCCCUAUCAUCAAAGGUCGCCAUGAGAACCCCGGUCAAAAUAGAGAUGUCUACCUUCCGUUAAUGUACUUCUGGUAUCCGUCCAAUCUGAGGCCGUGGGACAAUCAGGGUGUUGCUCUUGGUUCGAGAGUUGAAGGAGGUAGCGUAAUCAACUAUACUGCAAGAAUCACCAAUGAGUAUAGCGAUUAUCCAUUUGUUACACCGGUUUACCUCAGGGAGGGUGCUAUUAUUCCACAGGUAGGGGUCAGACAAUGGAUUGGAGAUCUCCGCGACGGCCCCAACCGCAUGAAGAUAAAUAUCUAUCCCGGGAGAGACAAUGAGUACAUAACAUAUCUCGACGACGGUGUCAGUCGCAGUAGCGCCCCCGACGAUCUCCUGCAGUAUGAGAUAAUAGCUGCGGUGACCGCAGCUAGGAAAGGCGUGGAUAUCGAGGUUCUCGAUCCGGAGGCCAAGGGGGAGUACCGAUCUGUGUCAAUCUCCCAGGUCACUACAACGCAACCGAUUUCAACCAGUUCCACUCGGACAGUCACAAUUGCUCCGGUACACAGCAACUACAAUCCCGCUGCAGAGUUAGGUGAGAUAUAUACUGUCAUCCUUUGGUACGAUCCUGAGGUGGACGUAUCUCCGCUUCGAAUAUCCAUUGACCCAGCUGCUGGGGUUCAAUACGAUAUUUUCAAGAACACGACGUUGCGCACAGUGGUGAUUGAUGUUAAGGAAACUAUUGGAAAUUCCUCUAAGAUUGUCAUCUCUGUUUCCCCCUGA